Molecule: messenger RNA, 5749 nt
Organism: Fusarium odoratissimum NRRL 54006
Lineage: Eukaryota; Fungi; Ascomycota; Sordariomycetes; Hypocreales; Nectriaceae
Exons: 2
Coding region: 1319-4270 (983 amino acids)
Biological process (GO): positive regulation of transcription by RNA polymerase II; SREBP signaling pathway
Molecular function (GO): protein dimerization activity
Source: RefSeq, a predicted model, not a curated record
GUAACCGUCGCUUGGGUCUGGCCUUUGCCGGCUGGAAUGUAAUAAUUGAGUUCCUGUGAACCACGGGACGCGAGACUGAGACUCGCGUGGCUAACCCGAGACAACUCAAGUAGCACCACGGUUUAUGUUUUGUCUUUCAACAGUGUAUUUUAGGGGGGAGAUUUUGACAAAAGUGACUGAGAUCUCAUCUAUUACGACUCGAUCAUGAGGAUAUUCUCUGCUCCUUGAGCCGAGCUUUUCAACAGAAUUGAACUCCUGGGCGUACUCGAGGGUCUCCCAUUCCAAUUUGAUCAAUCAAAGUUGGCUUGUGCUUGACGGGUUACUAGAUUUGUGAUUGUGUGCACAGUGCGGAAUGCGCCUUAGAUCCGAAUGCGAGAGGGGUAAACCUCUAACUAAAGUGGACCGUAUUUCUCAGAUCGCCAAUACUGUACGGUCCAAGCCGUAACGCCCCCCUCGCCUGGAGACUCAUCCCGUGCCAGUUGCUGGGCUUAGUGAGUACGCCACCAAAAGUCAUCGACGUUCUGCACUGUAUUUAGAGAAAAACACUCAAAUGCUAGUGGAUCCCCUGAACUCAUCACUCCAGUCCUUCUACAAAAAACGAGCUUGGCCAAGCGCGGACUUGACUAGGCGUCACUGGGCUGAUAUCCGGGUUCCAUCGUACGAUUUUCUACCCUCCUCUCAAACUGAAUUCCUUGCAUCCAUCGCUCGUCUCCGAAUCAUCGCUCAAAUCGCUUAUUCUUCCAUCAGCAAUUUUACCUGCUACUCGUUGCCAGUCGAACCAUAAUCGCGAGACUGCGCUUCUCUUCCCUUGUUGUAGAACCCCUGUACUGCCCUUUCUCACCCGUCAACCGUUCGGCAACACCCGUUCAAUCAUUCGAUCAGAGAGUCAUUGAGACAACCAUCGAUUCAUUCUGUGGUUGCAGCACGCCCUCACCACCGAACCUCUCUAUCUUAUCCACCGAUUGAUCGCCUUAGCAGAGGCUACAGGCCUGUCGACUAUUGCAGGCUGACCCUCAGCACAGCCUGUAGCUGUAGCUGCCACUGUAGCUGGAGCCAUAGCCAGUAGGUGAGGCCAUCGCGGUCAAGUCCACUCCUCGGCCGAGAGACUCAAUUGAACAGGCCACGCCGGGAAUAGAGGCCAAUUCAACCCAACUGGACAGACAACAUCGACCCUUGCUCUUAGUAUCGUCGGCCAAAGGCCCUCGUCUUCCCGAAAGGCCUCGCUCGACCACGGCGACUCCUUCGGGGUCACCCCAAGCACUGGGUCUCUCAAUCAGGCCAUCGCAACUGCAUUGCAUGGUGCUGGCCUAUCCCCAUCAUGCCCGGCUCCCGCUUCUCCGACAUGGCCGACCAUGAUUCUACCAACAGCCUCUAUGGCCUUCAAGAUCCGAAUCUAGGUGGUUUCGUCGAUGAUGGCUCGGUCGUGAAAUCCGACCCCUCCUCAACCUCCCUGCCCAACGAUUCCUCCCGUCCCCAGACCCAGCAACAAUACUACGACGCUGCAUGGCAGUUCACCGGCACGCCCCCUUACGACUCGUACGACCCCUCUAGCAGCACCGCACCUCCUGCUCAAACCAGCUAUCAACCUUCUCCUUGGAAUCUCGCUUUCGGUCAGGAUCAGCAGAACCUUCAACAGCUUCCCAUCUCUACCGGCAUCGACGGCCUUCCGGCAACCACUCUCAGCCCCGAAUCAAUCUACGCCGCUUCAAAUCCUUCCCUGCGACAGGCUAGUUUCAACGACAACACCGUACUUCAGCCAGCCCUUAUCAGCCAUCUGACUCCUGCUCUGCAGGAGAAGCUGCGCAACAUCGCCAUGCCGCCACAUCUCCAAUACCACUCACCGAAGAGCGCCUCUAGCCCGGACUCAGCAAAUGGCGAACUCAGAAGGGGUGUUUUUUCGUCACCGGAUCCCGCCGAUGGAUCUUCGAAAGCAUCGCGAAAGCGCAAGUCUUCCGCCGACCCUGAGGACGAAGAGGAAGAGGAAGAGGAUGGCGAUCAACCAGUGAAGAAGACCGCCCAUAACAUGAUUGAGAAGCGAUAUCGAACCAAUCUGAAUGACAAGAUCGCCGCUUUGAGAGAUAGCGUUCCCAGUCUUCGCAUCAUGUCGAAGAGCGCGCGAGGUGAAGACACGACUGAAGAUCGCGAGGAACUCCAUGGUCUGACCCCAGCUCAUAAGCUGAACAAGGCUACAGUUUUGAGCAAGGCGACUGAAUAUAUCCGACAUCUCGAGAAGCGUAACAAUCGGCUACUCGACGAAAAUGGUGCUAUGCAAGCCCGAAUUGCCGCCUUCGAAAAGCUUUUCAUGGCCGGGGCGAUGAAUGGCGCCAUCAGCCCUCUUCAGCAACCACCUACGCCAAUCCAAUAUGCACAGGAUGCGCAGCAGUUUGUCGGAGGCCCGUCACAGGACGGCAACGCGCAACCAGGAGGAAUGAUUCAAGUUCCCGAUGAUAUGAAGAGAAUCAUUACGCAACAAAUGGCUUCUGGCCAACCAUAUCCUGUACCCCAACAACAGUUUCGCGGUGGAAAUCCCGCGCUCAUUCGACAGCAGCAGCUUCAACAGCAACAGCAAAUGCAGCAAGGUCGGUGGAACAAUGCCGGCCCUUACUUUGGUAAAUUGAUGGUCGGCUCACUUGCCGGUCUCAUGAUUCUGGAGGCGAUGCGUGAGGAUGAAGUCAGCAAUGAGAAGCCUGAAGGUCGUGGUUUGUUCGCUAUGCCUAUUCAGCUUCUGAAGAGUGCAGCGAGCGGCCUUGACUUGACCGUCGGAGGCUAUCAUCUACAUACUUCACUUCGAAUUAUUCUCCUACUUGGAACAUUCCUUUGGGUGUUUGUUCCUUCACUAUUCACACAAGCUCCACAAAAGUCGAAGAAACCACAAGUCGGGGUCCUUCAGGCAGCGCCAUCGCUCGCUUCACCAAUUCAUGUCCGCCGACAAGCUUGGCUUACCGCUAUCCAGACCGUAUGGGUCCCUCGUCACAAUUUCUUCCUCGAGGCGGCAGCUCUCAUCUUGAAGACUCUCAAGCUCAGCCUCCGAAAUGCAAUUGGAGUUCAUGGUUAUCAAGCAAUCACCGGGUUGACUCAGGAGCAGGAAACCGCUCGUGUCCAGGCCUGGAGCAUUGCCCUCGACUCGCAGUUGGCUGGCGGCGACGUUGAGAUCAACAAGAGCCGUCUUAUUCUCACACUCCUCGCUUCCGGCACUCUCCCCGACACUCCUGCUAGGCUCAUGCUCAAGGCCCUCCAUAUUCGCGUUCUUCUCUGGGACCUGAGCCAGAACCGACUUCAACUUGGGGCAAUCAACAUCGUCGCUGCCAAACUUGCUCGUAGCAAGUGGAACGAGGCCCGUCAGCUGAAUCGUCUCCUUACUCAACUUCACCGCCAGUCCUCCGAGCAGCAUGACGAUUUGCCCGAACAUCUCGCUCUGUUAGUUGAACAAGACUGCGAUGAAGUGCUCAACGACGAUGUUAUUCAGCGAGCGCACAACCUGGCUUUCAAUACCGAUACUGAUUACAACGUUGUGACCCCUAUGGAUAGCAUGGAUUCUGUUGUUGAUGACACCGCUAUUGGGUCUCCCCUUGAUGCUGUUGCUGCCUGGUGGUCGACCCAAUUCCUACACCGAACUUUGGUCGCCACAUUGGAAAAGGACGAAGAAAUGCUCAGCACUAAGGUAGAAGAUAUCGAACUCACCAUCAAGGCUGCACCCUUGGGGUCAACCGCACAGGCUCGGGCUAUCGUGGCACGAGCAGUUCUCGUUGAUAAGGCACGCGGCGCUAACAUCGCCUCUGCCUUACAAUCAAUGGGCAACGAAAAGGUCGAUGCUCUCCUGAGCUCUUCCAUUUGUGUCGUUGACUCAAGCUUCCAGGCUUCUACUCCCGAUCUCCGACUUGCCCUACGAUGCGCCAUGGCCAUCGCUCACCUCCGACGCGUCGAAUGCACUCCCGGAAGCACCCACCAAGGACUCCGUAUGAUUGAGUCAAUCAUGACCCGUGGCAACGCCCUGCAGAUGUCUCUUCUUGGAUGCACCGCAACCCUCGAGUUGAUGGAGGAGCUCUACGAGCACAAAGCAGCAGCUGAGACCUUCCAGGCCUCUCUUGAGCGACUAUCUGGUGGUCUUCGUCUAUGGAUGGGCGGAUCUCCCGGGGAGAAGUGUGGCGUUGCUUCUGAUGUACGAGAGAAGGUCGUUAGCCGGUGCCUGGCCAUCAACAAGAGCGUGGUGGGAAUUGAUUCGGAUACCGGCUACGGAAGCCUUGAUGAAUGUGAAGAUGACGGAUGUUAGACGACCAGGAGCAACUUUUCCCUUUUACUUUUCACUUUUAUAAGCGACAUACACACCGAUACACUUUUCCGCCACUCCACUUCGAUCACCUCUUCACGAUCUAUUCUGCUUGUUGCUCUUCCGAGAUGACUAUCUGUACGAAAACGGUUAUUAGAUUGGUGGGAAAUCCCGGUGCUUAUUAUUCACGGAGUUUUAACUUGGCAACGGGUAAAAGGACAAUCAAACAAUACAUGGCGAAGGACAUAUUAUUUUUAACGGACUUUCUGAUGGACUCAGCAUAUGCGGAAGUGUGUUGAAGUGUUUCGACAAACAAAGAUAUUUUUCCUUAUUCUCAUUCAAAGUACAUUAUUAUGGCUUAAUUCCCUGCUAUCGUGUGUCGUGAUAUUUGCUGCUGGGUGGCGUGGUGAGCCGUCAGAAUUGUUUAACCGAGGAGUUCAAAGCGAUCUCAAGAUUGGGUAUCCGCAGAAGAUACAAUAGUAUGAGUCUUGAAGGGCCUUAAACCAAAGCUGACGUAGGCUCAUCAUGCUUCUUCAUAGGGAGGGGAGGAGACUUUGACUAAGAUGGAACUUGCAAAUUCUAGAAAUCAAAGGGACCUUGACUCGGAUUGAGAGCAGUCCUACAAACGAGAGUUCUGAAGACACAUAUGAUCUCGAGCGACCUGAGGACACUGAGCUGAGCCUCACAUUCAAGGGUAAGUGCACGAUAUGAAGACUCCAGCGAUGUUACCGGCCAGGAGGACGAAGAAUGCUUAUCGCCGGUCCAACUGUGAGUAUUCUGACGGUAAACUACAACAGUGGGCAUCCUAGGAUGAACACCCGGAGACCCUAUUCAGCACGACGACACCGAGCAAUUUGCCAAGUCUCCUAAUGCCCUGAUAUUGGUUGAAUUCGAAUGGCUGGACAAUACCAACCAAGAGCAUGAAUAUUGACUUGGCGAUCGAUGCCCGACAAGCACUGGACAAGCUUGAUACCACUUCAAGUGUUUGGAUGAUUUGACAAACCAUGCCAGAAGUUACCAACCUAUCUUUAGUAAGAGAUCCAAUCAUUUGAUUUACCAAAUUCACAUGGUUCUACUGACACUCAAGAACAAGAAUAGCUUUCCCGGGGAGCCUCGCAAUAUCUUCUGCCUAAUGUUCAUCGCUAGGGCAUCAGGCCGUGCGUGACAUUCGAGUACAGGGAAAUUUGAGACCGUUUUAUAGUAGAUUAUGACCAAGUCCAAAACCCCUUGCCGAAAGAGGGACUUAGCUUUCUGACUGGGAUGGAGUGUUACGUUGAUACUGGCGACUUCACUGCCAACACCAAGAAGUCUUCCUUCAAAGACUCGAUGCAAGAACUGGGAGACAGCGUGGGAGAAUAUCAUCGAAGUGUAGAAUAAUGAGGCAUGACCUAGGAUGUAGCAAAGCUUCUAACGCAUAUUAUUCAAGGCAGCAUGCACUUCAUUCGCUAAUCAUAAAUUUCCCGGUAGAUUCGUGAUAACACA